AUGGGCACGAUAUCAACAGCCGCCGAACGUCUUUAUCGCGAACGUCUCGCCUCGACCACAUGGGUCGGAUUCGACCUCGAUGAUACCCUACACGAAUUUCGCCAUGCCUCUGCCGCAGCAAGCAAACGUGUCUUCUCGGCUAUCUCUGAGCGAUAUGCAAUACCAACGACGCUUCUCCAAAGGCAGUAUGCUUUGAUCCUACGCGAGAAGACCUCGCACUCCUUCUCAGACGGCAGAUUGUCGCACGAGUACCGGAGGGAGAGAUUUGUUACUUUGCUGGCAUCGUUUGAGGUUUCGAUUGAGGAUGACUUCGUACAGGAGCUUCUGACGCUAUACGAGUCAUCUCUUGCCGCCUCGCUCAAGCUUAAGGCUGGCGCACUUAAUCUGUUGCAGAGGCUCAAAUGUUUAGGGAAGAAGAUUGUCGUCAUUACAGAGGGACCACAAGACGCGCAGGAAUGGACACUGACUGAGCUCGGUAUCGCGACAUACAUUGACUAUCUCGCCACCACGAAUCAAUUCAAGGUCACUAAGACGACUGGUUUAUUUUUGCGAGUUCUAAAACACCUGAAUAUCACGCCCAACAGCAUUGUGUAUAUUGGAGACACCAUGGAGCGGGAUAUUAUACCUGCAACGAACGAAGGCAUCCUUUGCAUUCACCUGGCAGGGACGCAAGAUGGAGUGUCCGGCGACGGUGUCUGCCAGGUCAGCGAGCUCACUGAGGUUGAAAAGUUGCUACAAGAUGGGACAGUGGUUUAG
Aspergillus calidoustus is the source of this 756-nucleotide messenger RNA. NCBI's taxonomy places the organism in Eukaryota, Fungi, Ascomycota, Eurotiomycetes, Eurotiales, Aspergillaceae. The record is from the annotation of a GenBank genome assembly.